Clunio marinus is the source of this 2056-nucleotide messenger RNA. The record is from the annotation of a GenBank genome assembly. NCBI's taxonomy places the organism in Eukaryota, Metazoa, Arthropoda, Insecta, Diptera, Chironomidae.
AUGGAAUGUGUCAAAAUUUUUAUAGUUCUUAUUUUAAUAUUUCUAUUUAAAUAUUCAUCGAACAGUGACGAUGCGAGUGAUGAGAAAACUGAAGAGACAAUAGCUCUCCAAAGUUUAAUUAGUGAUAAAACUCAUUUAUACAAAAAACCGAGUGUUGUAAUAGUUAGUUUAAUUCGAAACAAAGCGCAUACUCUGCCAUUGUUUCUAACAUAUUUAGAGGAACAAGACUAUCCAAAAGAUCGGAUAUCCUUAUGGAUCGUGACAGAUCAUAAUGAGGAUAACAGUAAAGAAAUACUCGAAGUUUGGUUGAGAAGGGCAAGGAACUUUUAUCACUCAAUUCAUUAUCAACACGAUGAUAGCGAAAAACUUCGAAGAGGUGAAACAAAUAUGACCCAUUGGCCGGAAGAGAGAUUUUUGGAAAUAAUUCGAUUAAAAGAGGAUGCAUUGAUUGCCGCUCGAAAAGCAUGGGCCGAUUAUAUUUUUUUUAUUGAUGCAGAUGUUUUCUUGACUUCAUCGGCUUCACUCAGCACGCUCAUUUCUUUGAAUCGCCCAAUUAUUGCACCCAUGCUAUCUUCAGAGGGACUCUACUCGAAUUUCUGGUGCGGGAUGUCAUCAGAUUAUUACUAUAAACGAACUGAUGACUAUAAAAAGAUCAGAAAUUACGAAAUGGUUGGAGAGUUUCCAGUGCCAAUGAUUCACAGUUCUGUGCUUAUUGAUCUCAACAGAUUCUCAAGCGAUUUACUAACAUUCAACAAAACAAAGCUCAACAGUUAUCACAAUCAAAAAUUUUAUGAUGGUCCAAUCGAUGACAUAAUAAUUUUUGCAAUAUCUGCGAAUUUUUCAAACACGGAAAUGACAAUAUCGAACUCACAUGCCUAUGGUUUCAUACUUGUACCACUUGAUCAGGAUGAGCCGAUGACAAAAGAUGAACAACAACUUAAAAACACAAAAGUUUCAAUUAUCAAUCAACAUAAUGAAAUUCAUGUCGUACCAGAGCUUCAGAAAUAUGUUAAAUAUCCAAAUAAAAGUAAAUUAACAUUCAGUGAUAUUUACAUGAUCAAUUUGAAACGUCGAUCAGAGCGGAGAGUGAAAAUGGAACAAAGUUUUAAAGAGCUUGGAAUUGAUUAUACAUAUUUGGAAGCUGUUGAUGGAAAGACAUUGACAGAUGAAGUUUUAAUUCAGAAAGGCAUUAAUUUACUUCCUGAGUAUGCUGAUCCAUACCACAAGCGUCCCAUGACGAUGGGAGAGAUUGGUUGCUUCUUAAGUCAUCACACAAUCUGGCAAAAGAUGAUCGAAAAAGGCCAAGAAGAAGUUCUCGUUCUUGAAGAUGACAUAAAAUUUGAGCCUUACUUCAAUGAACGUUCUGAACAAUUGCUGGAAGAAGCUCGAGCAAUCGGAGGAUGGGAUUUGAUUUACUUUGGAAGAAAACGUUUACAUGAAAACGAAGAAUUUUUAGAGAAAAGCGAGAACUUUGUGAAAGUUUCUUACACUUAUUGGACUUUGGGUUAUGCGCUUACACUCGCUGGUGCCAAGAAACUUUUAGCUGCUGAACCAUUGAAACGACUUUUACCUGUUGAUGAAUUUCUACCAAUUAUGUUUGAUCAACAUCCUAAUGAUACUUGGAAAAUGAAAUAUGAGAAAAGAAAUCUCGUAGCGUGGAGCGUUAGUCCAUUGCUUCUCUAUCCAACUCACUACACGGGUGAAGAUGGAUAUAUUUCUGACACGGAAGACUCUAAACAAAUACAAAUUGAUCUUGCAAAUGCCGCUAGUGAAGCUUUGAAGGGAACGAUCAAUGGCAAUAUACUCAAUCAAGUUAAACAUGAUCCUAGUGAACUCUAAUCAAUCAUUCAAACAACUCAACUUAAUGCCAAUAAACAUACCAAAAAUAAUGAUUUUUAGUGCUAUAAAAUACUUUCUAGAUUACCAAUGAAUUCUGUUAAACAACGAAUUGUGCCUUAUUGAACAAAGUUUUAAGAAUCUAUCUAAAAAAUAUUGAAAAUGUCAAAAGAAUUUAAUAAACUCACGAAUUAGCAGAUGAGAAACAAAAAUGUUUAAA